CGGAGCGAUCGGGAGAAGAGUCGGCCGGUGUAUUGAGCAGCCAGAGUGGCCGCUGCCUCUGGGAGUGGCUGCCGCAGCGCGCAUGCGAAGGACCGGGACGACUCUGCCUCCAGUGUUCCACACUACGUGCGCGCCGGCAACCGCGGACCUCCACUGGUCCAGGCUGACCUAUUCCGCUGCACGCGGCGCACGCCGGCACCCAUCGAUCUCCGCCACCCCAAGGUGUGGCAUGCCGGUGGCAGGUGCAGCGCCCGGACGAAGGCGCAGCCGACGGACUCGUGAUCGGGCCGGCAUGCGUGACCGCUGAACCAUGCGGCUGCACGUGCUUGUACUGCUGCUGCUGGCGUCGGCCGGCGGCGGCUGGUCGCGAGAGCGCUGCGAGGACAUCACUAUCCCCAUGUGCAAGGGCAUCGGCUACAACCAGACAUCCAUGCCGAACCAGUUCAACCAGGACACGCAGGACGAGGCCGGCAUGGAGGUGCACCAGUUUUGGCCCCUUGUGGAGAUCCAAUGCUCCGACGACCUCAAGUUCUUCCUCUGCUCACUGUACACGCCCAUCUGCAUGGAAGAGUACGCGGGCAGCGUGCCGGCCUGCCGCUCCGUGUGCGAGAGGGCGCGCGCGGGCUGCGCGCCCAUCAUGCGCCAGUAUGGUUUCGCGUGGCCCGAGCGCAUGAACUGUGACGCGCUGCCGCAGUACGGCGACCCGGAGCAGCUGUGCAUGGACGCCAAGGAGGGUGCGCGACCGGACAGCGCCGAUACGAGCCUCGUGGUGGCCCCCCCGGUACCUCCGAGCAAGCCCAGGGGAGGCUCGCGGCCCCGGCAGCGCGAGAGGCAGCCCGGCGGCCGGGGCGCGUCGAGCGGCGACUGCGACUGCCCGUGCCAAGCGCCGCUCAUCAACACGUCCGAUCCGCACUUCUACGCGCGCGGGCUCUCGUCGAGACCGCCAGAGUGCGCGCUGCCCUGCCGCAUGGUCUACUUCAACGGCUACGACCAGACCUUCGCUACGUACUGGGUGAGCACGUGGGCCGUGCUGUGCUGCGUGUCCACUAGCCUCACGGUGCUUACGUUCCUCAUCGACACGGCUCGCUUCCGCUACCCCGAGCGACCAAUCAUCUUCCUCUCCUUCUGCUACCUCAUGGUAUCCGUCGGCUACCUGGUGCGCCUGGCCAUGGGUCACGAGCCCAUCGCCUGCGACGGCAAUGUGGUCCGCUACUACGUGAGCAGCCGGCCGUUCGCCUGCACUCUCGUGUUCAUCCUGCUCUACUUCUUCGGCAUGGCGAGCUCCAUGUGGUGGGUGAUCCUCACGCUCACCUGGCUGCUGGCUGCGGGCCUCAAGUGGGGCAACGAGGCCAUCGCGGGAUACUCGCAGUACUUUCACAUGGUGGCCUGGGCCGUGCCCACCGUCAAGACCAUCGUGGCCGUGCUGUUGAGCGCCGUGGACGGGGACUCGGUCGCCGGCGUCUGCUACGUCGGUAAUCAGGACCUGACCAAUCUGCGAGCCUUCGUUCUCGGACCGCUCUGCGUCUACUUGCUGUUAGGCACCUCCUUCCUGCUGGCCGGCUUCGUGUCACUCUUCCGCAUCCGUUCCGUUAUUCGCGCCCAGGCGCGCGCCAAGGCCGACAAGCUCGAGAAGCUUAUGAUCCGCAUCGGCAUUUUCUCGGUGCUGUACACGGUCCCAGCUACAGUGGUCAUCGCCUGCUACUUCUACGAGCACCAUUACCGAGAGCCCUGGCUGCGCCGCUUGCGCUGUCCCUGCCCACGCAACAACGAGGCUCCCAGGCCACACUUCUUCAUGUUCAUGGUCAAGUACUUCAUGUGUCUAGUCGUGGGCAUCACGUCUGGCUUCUGGAUAUGGUCCGGCAAGACGCUGGAAUCCUGGUAUAAUUUCUACGCCAGGCUUUGCGGAGGUCGCCGUCGACGAGGUCGCAGCGUGGCUGGUGGAGGCGUUGGUGAUUUUCCAGAUCCCCAUGUACGAACAUUCAAACAGUCCAUGAGUCCAGUCAGUCACAUCGGGCAGUUAUCCAGCCAUGGCGGCAAGCAGUUGCCGCUGUCACACGUGUGAGGACGCUUCCUGCUGGUGCCCGAGUUGAACGGCGUGCAUCUCCAACACCUUCCGUCUAGUCCGCCGCCCGGAUUCGGGCUUAUUCUUAGUGCAUGUUGCAGCAGCGUCAGCAGCUCACUUGCGCUACGAUAUCACGCCCGCGAGGCCAGGCGCUGCUGGUCAGUGAAAUAAUAUGUGCCGCGCAAGUCCCGCUGAGCCCAUCCUUUUCAGAGAGAGCGGAAGGCUACAGCUGGACUGCUUCUGAACUAAGACGUGCAGCAGCCGUCUAAAAGUCCCGGAAACUAUUUCGCUCCAUUACAUGCGAAAGGUUGCGUAACCUAGGAGCGCACCGAGAAGCAGUCACUGAAACCUUCCAGCGCUCGUCGCUUAGCAUUCAUGCAGGUAACAGGGCUGAGCUGGAAACUGUUAACCGUAUGAUCAGUUUUACCCAGUGUCCCAACUUUAUUCGUAUAGUUGUUCGCAACAUAAUUUUUGGUGUGAUUCUACAGCUGAUGUUACCUAGCGCAGUUGAUGUAGUCGCGUGGUUCUGGACGCCCGUAAUGACUACCACAGUAUCUGUUGUACCCUGUGUCUGAUGUGUAAAAACUUCGCUCGCCACUGAAAAGCGGUAGCACACCUUUCCGUGCUCAAAAAGAGGACUUCAGGUUGCAGAACUUAGAAUGGAGACCAUAAUGGAGGCUUAUGUGUGGCCAUGGAUCUCUAAGGUGAAAGAAAAGUGUAUGACGCAGAUAAGAAAGUCAGUGCAACGCUAUCGUUACGGCUGUGUGUAGUGUAGAUACGUCGAUCCCGACUAUUCCUAGAACAUGCUUUACCUUUUGAUUUAUUGAUGUUGCAUUGAUCUUCACGUGGGUAAUACAAUCUACAUUAGAUAUCAGUGCGAACAAACGCUUCCAUCACAUCCGUGUAUACGUGCUUUGCUUUAGUUUUAGAUGACUGAACACCCUUCUGUAGGUUCUUCGUACUGCUUACUCUGCAAUACUGUGGCGCGCACUCUGUCGCAUUGCUGGAUAUUCUUCGCAGUGGACAAAGACUCGUUCCCUGCGUGAUACGUGAUUGAAAUGUGUGUCGAUUAUUAGUGCUCGUUUGAUAUCUGUUGUCUCCUGGGGCGUACCCAUCACGGAUCGCCCCGAUUCUCCUGUAGUAGGAGCUUACCGCAGUCGAAGCGCGCAGCCGGCGCUGUUCACAGCGAGAGGGUCACCUCGCCGGUGUCAGCUGUCCUGUAUAGUAGCCAAGAGUUCCCAGCGGAGGGGCCCCAGCAAGGCUACGCUGAUGUAUGUUGGGUGUUUGGUUUCGAGUCGCAGAGCGAGCAGCUAGGGGCAAGCGGUCGCGGACAGGGCGUCUCGCGGAAUGCCCCGGCAGCGACGCCGGAUAUGCCACCUUGCGGCGAGUCGCGCGCUGCGCCCUUGCAGAGAGCAAGCCGACUCAAAAACGGAGACGGAGGAAUGCCUGCUGCGACUCCGGCUGUCGGCGCCGUGUCUCUGGAAAGCUUCAAGACGAGGCGAGGGGCCCUUCUGCCAUUUGUAUGCAGCGCGCGACGCCGCGUGGGCCCUGUACCUCGGCUGACCUAUUUCACGGCGUCAGUACCGGCUCCCUGCCGCACCGCUUCGCCCCUACACGCACACAACCCCUCGAUGUCGGAGCUUGCGUCGUUUGCGAAAGGCCCUGGGCUUUGCGGCCGAGCUGUGGUGAAGUGAAGCCGCCUGUAGAGGAAUGCUUUUGUUUGUGUUUCCGAUCUCGCAAUCGGUGGGCUCGUGUUUGCAUCAACAACACAAAGAAGCGUGUGUUUUGUGUACUACGAUGUUAAUGCAGAUGAAGAAUCGUGCACCCACGCUGUGAACAAAAAAAAAAAAAGAAAAUGCGCCAGGAGGAGUUUGAGUGUCCACGCAAUCUUAACUGUACCGUCUCGCCUGGUAUGUUUUCCAAAACUCUGAGCACUUGAAAAGGGCUCGACAGCGUUCGGGUAAAAUAUACUAGCUCAAGUGUCAAGUGGUCUACGAAGGCCGAGCUAAGAAGGAAAUAUUCUGUGCACUUGCUCAACGCAGCGCCAAAAUACCGAAUGUGCAUAGGUUAUUCUUUGUGCACAAAUCCAUUUUGUAUGUUAUCACAGAGUCUGUGUUUCAUGUAUUAAGUGGUCUCCACGUCGAUGAAGAAGAAAAAAAAAAAGGACAGCUAAGGAGUGUCGCCGCCCAGCGUGAAACUUCUCGUCAUUAUUUCGUGGUGUCAGUGGUGUUAUCAGCGUCAUGUGGGCCAAUAACGACUUGGGCUCGUAGCCGCGGAUUCCAAUGCCCAGGUAACAACCUUGUUGUAUGUGUAGCAGCGGCGCUCUUGUACACCUACCAAGCGCCGACAGACGCGCUCCUCCAUGAGGCUCGUGUCACGAGUGAAUCAAAGGCUGCACCUCGUCGUCCAUACGGUGUGGUCCAGGUCAGAUUUGUACAUGCUUUUCGGGAGAGCGACAUUGCAAACUAUGUUGAAUUAGUGCAACAAGAAUCCCGCCGCUUUUCAGCACUCUUUAAUCAUACCACUUGUGAAACUCCCCACAGAGCUCAUUGCAAAAAAGAAAAAAAAGAAAAGGGGGAAAAAGGUAGAGAAAAGAAGAACAAAAAAAAACGCCCUCAUUGAUCGGAAAUUUGAAGGCCGGCUUAUUUUUCACGUAACCUGCGGCGAACAGCCAAACGAGGAGACGCUGCCAUGUUGUAACGUUGCAGGGACAGUUGCGCAUGUUCUGGGCCACUCCCGAGAGCCACACACGUCUGCCAUGGCUUCUAAAAAGUGGUAACUGGAAAUGGCCAGAUCUUGAAUGAUGAAUUGAUCAAAUAACUUCCAUUCUUAUUAUCCGCUGGACCAGGCCGGCCGACUGUGCUGAUAAACGUAGGCGGGACUCCGCACUAGCCCACUACGAAGAACAAAAAUGAAUUGAAUUUGAACAAAAAAAUUUACACUAAUCCUGCCCUCACCAAUAAUUUCAGCACCAGCCAGCGCCAUUUCGUGUCGACGACGGGGCAACGGCAAGGACACAACUCGCGCACCGACGCCAAGUGGCGCCACCCAGUGCACACCGAAGCCCGGUAAACCGGCGCUCAGUGUAGCUCUUGCCAGCCGCAGGUAUCUUCCCGAAGAGUUUGUACACUGCGGCUCGGGCCCAAGAGGAAGGAGCCGUCGGGAGUGUCAACGCGAUCGCCGAACGGGGGCGAGGCCUCUGCCAGCCUACAGGCCCUCUGGGUCGGCUGUCGUUCGUUACGCCAUACGUAUUGCUGCAGCUGAGCCGCCUCAGCGCGAGCCCAUUCACUUUGUCUCGAAUGCAAUGUCCUCGAAGCUCGGCCAACUUUUUCAGUUCCGCUGUCCCAGCCAUCGGGGCGGCAGCAGAAGAAGGAACAUAUCACAAGUGGCCAACAGUUUACACCUCUAUUUGAAACGAGUCGCGUCGCUGUACAAACACUUUCUCUGUGUCUACCACUUUGCACAAACCACAGGGUCUACGCUGACGAAGAUAGAGAGAGAAAAAAAAAGAGGAAUUAUCCGUGCGUGCUACGUUACAGGUGUAUCUAUACAUGCUCAUGUUCCACGUUCAUUUGUCACGCCAUUUUUUUGUUCGCUUAGGUGUAGCAUAACUCGUGUACAUUUUGUUUAUGUAUAUAUAAAGAAAUAUUGCUAUUGUCAUUGCUAUUACCAAUUAUCACCAGACGUUGUCACUUCCGUCGUCAUUAAGCAACGUUCGCGGGGCAUCCGUUGAGUGUGUAUAAUUUAAUGUACAUUAUCAUUAAAGAAAAGAACCGUAUUGUUGAUAUAA
Dermacentor albipictus is the source of this 5852-nucleotide messenger RNA. RefSeq names its product frizzled 2 (gene fz2). Gene Ontology annotation, cellular component: plasma membrane. The record is from RefSeq and is a predicted model, not a curated record. Gene Ontology annotation, molecular function: Wnt-protein binding; Wnt receptor activity. Lineage: Eukaryota; Metazoa; Arthropoda; Arachnida; Ixodida; Ixodidae. Gene Ontology annotation, biological process: canonical Wnt signaling pathway; non-canonical Wnt signaling pathway.